Molecule: messenger RNA, 15543 nt
Organism: Armigeres subalbatus
Lineage: Eukaryota; Metazoa; Arthropoda; Insecta; Diptera; Culicidae
Exons: 34
Coding region: 158-15523 (5121 amino acids)
Biological process (GO): regulation of transcription by RNA polymerase II; DNA integration
Cellular component (GO): nucleus
Molecular function (GO): DNA-binding transcription factor activity, RNA polymerase II-specific; RNA polymerase II transcription regulatory region sequence-specific DNA binding; zinc ion binding
Source: RefSeq, a predicted model, not a curated record
AAAACAGAAAGCAAAACAUUGGUAAUGGAUCCCUCAGGUGAUGGAAUGCUCUACGCGAUUGUUUAUUCAAAAAAUUGUUGUAAAAUCCCUACAAGUUAAGUGAAAUAUAUUUGUACCAGAGCAGUUCGAGCAUUGCGUCAUUAUACAGUAGCCAGAGAUGGAUAUUUGUCGCUUGUGUAUGGAAUGUAAAGAAAACAGUUUAGUUUCCAUAUUUUCAAUCAUUAAUGAUGUUAACAUCGCAACAACAGUAAUAUUCAGCUGCUCCAUACAGAUAGUUGAAGGUGAUGGACUUCCAAGUAAAAUAUGCGAAACCUGCAUAAAAGAUGUUCAAAUUGUACAAGCUUUCGUCGAAAAGGUGCGCAAUGCUGAUACAAUACUUCGAAAUGGCAAACACCAGAAGAAAGAUAAGGUGGAGUUCGAAGUAAUUGUUGUAAAAACCGAAUUAUCUGACGAUGAAAAUGGCGUCAUUGUUGGUGGAGACAAUGAUUUAAACUACGUAGAACUAAAGUCUGAGUCAGAUUCUGAAGAUGAAAAGCUUAGUACGAUUAAAGCGCGCAUGAAAACGAGUAAAAGAAAAAACGUUGACACUCUUAAGAAGAAAGGCAAAAGAUCUUCGAAACGCAAAACAGAUAGUGACAUUGAUUCUGAAGCACCAGACGAUCAUGAUUCUCUCGAUGAAAAAGAACUGGAAGUGUUCGAGACUAUCAUCUUACCGAAAAUUAACUUCGUAUGCUGUGGGUGUUAUCAAUAUUUCGGAACGCAAGAAGAGUUUGAAACGCAUAUUGAAGUGCAUACAAAAUCCGUGGUUAAAAAAACUGAUACUAUAUAUUGCGAAAUAUGUAAACGUAAGUUCAAUAAGAUGAAGGCUUUAGAAAAGCAUAAUAAACGGUUGAAAACAUUAACAAAACUAUUCGAGUGCCGUAAGUGUAGAAUUCGGCUAAUCAGCGCCGUUAGUAGGCGAAGACACGCUUACAGACAUCCCAAAACUAUCGAAGAUAAGAUGAAGCAGGAGUUUGGCGAAAUACUUUGUUGUGUGACGAAUUGUUCAAAAUCAUAUCCAUCCGAAGCUCAACUGAUAAAACACAGUCAAGAAGAUCAUAAAGUCCACAAACGCGCUUAUGUAGGGGAUGAUGAUGCACAAAAGCCAUCUGAAUGCCCAGUUUGCUAUAAAAGAUUUGCCUCUGUACUGUUGCUUCGUCGGCAUAGAAAACGAAACUCGCGACCGAUGAGCCAUCAGUGCGCAACGUGUGGGCUAAAGUUUCGGUCCAGGGACGUUUUGUUGCUUCAUGAAACAAAUCACGCGGGAAAAAAGCCAUUCGAGUGCAGUAUCUGCAAGAAAAGGUUUGGCAGUAGCAACGCUUUGAAAGCUCACCAGAGGUACCACUCUGACGAGAAACCGUUUGUAUGUGCAACAUGUGGGGCCGGAUUUUACCAGAAGGCACAGCUCGUGAUGCACGAGUAUGAUCACAGCAGCACGCCGUUUCCCUUUAAAUGCGAGGUUUGCAGUAAGCCAUUCAAGGUCAAAGCAGGACUUAUCAACCAUAUGCGACUGCACACUGGUGAACGUCCUUUUCCGUGCCGACAUUGUUCAAUGUCCUUUUCAAACAAUACAACACGAUACAGACACGAAAUGAAUCACACAGGAGACAAACCUUUCAAAUGUACUUUUUGUGAUAAAAAAUUUACGAUAAAGCGUCUCCAAGUGGAACACGAGUGUAAACAUACAGGUAUCAAGCCGUACAAGUGUAGUUAUUGUGAUAAAACCUUCAUUCGCAAACGGUUCCAGAUAGAUCACGAAAGUAGUCAUACUGGUGUGAAACCAUAUGGGUGCGAUUUAUGUAAUCGUAGCUUUAGCCAUAAAACCGGCUUGCGUCGACAUCGGUUGGAAGUUCAUCAUCUUGAAGGAAGGGAAAAUAGGACAACCGUGGAAAGCCCUCAUGUAGUAACAGUUUCCGUUUCCAAUUCAACGUACGAGUCCACAGGACGAACAAACACUAGCCUCAACGAAUAUUCGAGACCAAACAGCAGUAGCGAGUGCUGGGUACCCGAGCAGCACAAGUCAGAAAAAAAUGGUUCCACUAAUUCAGUAACCAAAGACGAUAAGUGCAUAAACUGUGGUGGAAAACACCAAGCCGGAAACAAAAUGUGCAAGGAGCGCAAACGGAGAGAGAACAUCCUUAACACAAUGAGGACAGAAAAGCUCACCUACGCCGAAGCGGAAGAACAGUUCCCGAAGUUGAGCAACCGAUUCAACAUCCUCGAAGUCGAUUCAAAUGAGGAGUUCCCGGAGCUGAACGAUGUUGGAGGACAGGGCUCGAGAAGAGAAGCGAGAAGAUCUGAAGGUACGACUAGCAGACAAGUGAAGAGAAAGACGCAGGGUAGCAGUAGAAACGACUGGGUAGGUUUACCUCCUGGUAACGUAGACCAGGGAUUCGACGUAAUUUUAGUGGAAACGGUUCUGGCAAGAUUGCGAGAGGACCUGAUCAAACAGCUGAGGUGGAAGGCUUGGCUGAAACCACUAGUGGAGCUGAGGAACCACAUCGCCCAGCGGAUGCAGCAAGAACAUAACGAACUGGACACUGACCAGCCAAUCGUUUACAUCUUCAGUAAAAUCAACGAGAUAAUCGACAACAACGCAGGAGCUCAACAAGAGGAAAGAAUAGUACAAGAAAAUAGAAAUGGAAAUCUAGCUCAAAGAGAGCAUUUCAGGAUGAAAAACUUUGAACUUGCAUCGAAACGAAGACCAGAAGGAUACGGAGGAGUGGGGAUACUGAUCCAACAAGGAAUGGAGUUUAAAAACAUCAGAAUGCCAGAUUUCAUCAUCCUUGAAGCCGUUGGAGUAAAAAUCAGCAAUGGAGGCGACCCUGUCAACCUAAUCUCAGCGUACCUACCUGCAGGUCCAAUCAACCAAGUUACAGAUGAUCACAGCAUCUAUUUCGGUGGCUGGAACAACUGGAAGGUGAACUCAACAAUGUGCCUGGCCCCCGGCAAUCGUGACUCGGCAAUAGACUUGACUCUGGUUACAGAGGGAAUGGCGAGAAAAGCAAGGUGGAAGGUGCUUGAUGAAGAGUUCGGCAGCGCACAUCUGUCGAUCCGGAUUGGAAUUGGAGAUGAUAUCCCAGUCAUUCGGCAGAUUUGCAAGAGAGUUAACCAAGACAAGGCAAUCGACCUCCUGGACAAAAUGAGACCCCAGUACUUUUACGACCCGGAAGAAAUGCAGAAUAUCUUCGAAGAGGUGAUAGAAGAAGCUUCGUACGUGGUGAAAAACAAGAAGGGAAAUUACCUCAAAAAAUGGUGGAAUGAAAGCAUCUCCGAACUCUACAAGGCUAAAAGGGAGGCUCUGAGAAACUACAAUCACAACAAAUCGGAGCGAAACUACCUAGAGCUGCAGAGGAGAAGAGCAGGGAGUUCCGCAAGUUGCAUGUUUGACGCCUUCCUUCAUUCCUUCGAUACUUUACAUUUGGCGACGAGAGAAACCGAAUCCAGAAUGAAUUUUGUCAAGCCUCCGGAAUUUAAUGUUGGAGAUUCCUGGCCGUUGUAUGAAGAGCGUUUGAAGAGAUUUUUCGUUGCCUAUCAAAUCGAUGAUAAGGACGACAAAAGGAAAUCUGCGUUUUUAUUGACGGCUGUGUCUAUGGAAGUCUACCAAAUUGUUAAGAAUUUAACGUUCCCGGCGCUACCUGAAAAUAAGAAGUUUUCGGAGCUAUGCGAUUUAUUGAAGCAGCGGUUUACCCCGACGCUGGUUGUUUUCCGGGAGAGAGCGAAGUUUUUUGAGGCAAGACAAGGUGAAGGCGAAUCGAUUGUGGAGUGGAGUACUCGCUUGAAGAAGUUAGCAGCCAACUGUGAGUUCGGCGACCAAUUAAAUCCGUUUUUGUUGAACAUUUUUGUGACCGGCAUGCGAAGAGGACCAAUUUUCGAACGCUUAUGCGAGGAGGAAGCAACUUCGACGUUGGAGAACCUUUUAAAGAUUGCUAUGAAGAGAGAAUCUACUAUGCAGCAACGAGAAGUUUUGGAAGUCCAUAAAAUUCAAGUACAUGAGCAAAAGAAAAAGUACAAGAAUGAAGCCAAGUGCUACGCGUGUGGUCAAGGAGAUCAUGAUUUCAAGAAAUGCCAAUACAAAAGUUAUAUCUGCCGCAAUUGUGACAACAAGGGCCAUUUGGCGAAGGUUUGUCCAUCAAGAGAUAAGAAGCAAUCAAGAGAGAAGCAUAGUUUGAAAGUGAAUCAUUUGCGAAUCAACAAACUCGAUGUUCCUCCGCCGGUGGAAAUUCAAGUUGUCGUGAAUAAACAUCCUGUCAAUUUUGAAGUCGAUACCGGAAGUCCUGUGAACGCUAUUUCAAAGAGCAUGUAUGAUCGAUUGUUUCAAGACAUCCCUUUGAAGACAAACUCUACUGAAGAAUUUUUGUGCUACAAUGGUUCUGGUUUCCGUGCUGUUGGGACGUUCAAAGCUAUUAUGAGGUACAAGGAGCAUGAAUCAUUGGAAGAAAAACAUGAGGCUGGAUAUUCCGUUAUUGAUCGAGAAGCAUUAGCGAUCUACUAUGGUAUCAACAAGUUCAGCAACUAUCUGUUUGGCCGUCACUUUGAGCUGAUGACCGACCAUAAGCCGUUGACUGGGUUGUUCAAUCCGGGUUCAAAGGGUAUCCCAAGCAUAGCUGCUGGACGGUUACAACGAUGGGCGGCAUUCCUGGCGAACUACGAUUAUGAGAUCCGUCAUGUGAAGGGUGUGCACAAUGUCCCAGCUGAUUUUCUCUCAAGAUUUCCGUUACGCUGUGAAGAUGACGAGAAUGAUGAAGAUGCCGUAAGCUUCCUGAAUUUCAUUGAAGUUGAAACACGGUCUUUGGUGGAACGGAAACAGAUUGUUGUUGAAAGCCGAAGGGACAAGCUUAUCAGCCGAGUUGUCAAUUACGUUCAGUCCGGAUGGCCUAAUAUGAUUCAGGAAGAUGAAUUGAAAACAUUCUAUCAAAAACGUGACGAAUUGAGUGUAGAAGAAGGUGUUUUACUCUGGGGCUAUCGUAUAGUUGUUCCCACCAAGCUGAGAAAGAUGUUGCUAGAUGAACUUCACAAGUGCGACACAAUUGAAAAGGUAAAUACUAAAAAGAAGCCACUAACAUUCGUUGUUGGGGAAACUGUAUACGUUCGAGACUACAGAAAUCCAAAGAAAGCAACGUGGAUGCGUGGAAAAUUUUUGAAGAAGCUUGGAGCUGUACUCUUCGAAUGCUCGUCGGACGAACUUGGUACAAUCAAACGGAGAAGUAAUCAAAUACUAAAGUAUCCAUAUGAUGAUUAUGAAGAAGGAAAGCGAAACACCAAUCACUGUGAUUUCAACAACGACGACGCAGAUUCGGAUGCAAGCUACGUUUCGCUUGAAGAUGAUACGGAGGAGAUUCGAACAAACCAUCAAUUGAGCGGAACAUAUGUUACGAGAAUAAGUGCAAAAUAUUCGCACAACAUGAAUAUAUGUCGCGUGUGCAUGGAGAAUGAGGAGACAUCCGGUGGUCACGAUCUGAUUCCGAUUUUUUCAAAACUGGAGGAUGCAUUCAUCGCCAACAUCAUCGUCGAGUGCACCUCUAUACAGAUUCUGGAGGACGACGGUCUUCCAACGACGAUAUGCCAGGUAUGCGUCGACGUUCUGAAAAGUUUCAUCGGAUUUAUCCGGAAGGCACGGGAAUCCGACCGCAAGCUACGGAAGAUGUUCAAGUCGGAGUCCAGUGGACGACCAAGGGUCGAUGAAGUUGAAGCUGACGGAAGGGAGCAGGAGGAGGAUAAGAAUUGGAACCCGCCCUUAGAGCUGUCGGUUUUUACGGAAAUGAUGGAAGUGAAGGAAGAAUUGGACUCGGAAGACGAGAAAGUUAUUGAGGAUGAGAGUCACAGAAACGAUGUGGAUGAAGCAACAUAUGAUGCGGAAUAUUUGGACGAUGCUAAUGAUAGCGAUUGGAAAAAUCCGAACUCAGAUACAGAGGAUAAGAAACCGGUCAGGAGGAGAGGACGUAGAAAAAAGUACAAAAAUUCAGAUGAUAGCGAUUCCGAAGGACUUACGACCCUUGCAGAAAUUCAGAAGCCCAGACGUGGCAGGAAACCGGGAAGAAAAGCUUCCACCAGGGUGGACGAUGAUUAUGAAGACUACACCAGCGACAAUGUGUUGGACGAGACAGAGCUAGCCACAUACAAUGUGAUUACUAUUGAGCAAAGUCAACUGGUGUGUUGCUCUUGUCUCCUAAUUUUUGACUCUUCUGAAGCACUCGACUUGCACAGUGAGAAACAUGCCAAAAAACGUCGAGUAAACAUGACGAAGACGAAUAUUUGCCAGGUUUGUCAUCGGAGAUACUCAACGCCAUAUGCGCUGAAGCAGCACUACCGACGAAGAAAAGAAGCAUCGAAAAUUUACGAGUGCAUAAAAUGUCCAGCCAGAUUCAUCGACCAAAAACGUCGCUGGCAACAUGCUCACAAUCAUCCUCGAGAAAAGGAAAUAGUGCCAUCGAAGGUGAUCGUUGCGUCAAUUCCAGCCGUUAUUCAGGAAGAGUAUGGAAAAAUAUGUUGUGCUCAAGCUUGCUAUCAAUCAUUUGAAACGGAGGAAUUGUUGCUCGCUCACGCUCACACAGCGCAUAAAGUGAACAAGGUUGAACAAUCAUUGGACGAGAACAAAGACAAACCUAUCGAAUGUCUUGUUUGUUACAAGCGGUUCUACGACGAGUUAUCACUUCAGCGCCAUCAACAGCGCAACUACAAACCACUCAGCCAUCAGUGUUCCGUGUGCGGUCUGAAGGUACGAGGCGGAGAAGCUCUGGCCACACACGAACGGUCCCACCGCAAUGAAAAGCCAUUCGAAUGUGAAUUGUGCCAUAAGUACUUUUCCAGUAAAGGUAGCUUGAAGGCGCAUAUGAUGGUCCACAGUGGCGAGAAACCGUUUGUAUGUACUACGUGUGGGUGGAGUUUCCGUCGCAAACGAAAUCUCCAGGUGCACAUUUUGUCGCAUUCGGAUAAUCAACCAUUUCAGUGUGAAAUCUGCCAGAAAACGUUCAAGUCCAAGGUACACCUGCAGUAUCACAUGCGAACGCAUACGGGGGAGAAACCUUAUCCCUGUCGUUACUGUGACAAAGCUUUUGCCGAUCAUACGAAUAGGCAACGACAUGAAAUGUCGCAUACAGGCAUCAAACCUUACAAAUGCACCUAUUGCGAUAAAACAUUUAUACGCAAACGAUUUCAAGUCGACCAUGAAAGUAGUCAUACGGGCAUCAAACCAUAUCGCUGUGACAUGUGCAAUCGAAGCUUUAGCCACAAAACCGGCUUGCGACGUCACUUGGAAGCUCACCCUUUGGCUCCGGGGAAUGCAGUAGCCUUAGCUGCCCCUUCGCCAAUGCCAGCUCCGGCGUCUGCGUCAUCGCACAUGCUGAGUGCUGCUGAUUCGUCGAUGUCGCCACCUUCAUCAUCAAUGGCCCCGAACGGUUCCAUGAGCGAUCAUGGUGGUGGAUAUUUCCAGCACCCUCAAGACUUCCAGUACCGGAUGAACUUAGUGUUCGCCAUGCUGUCACUUCUGGUGGCAUGGAGGUGGCAUGGCAGGAGAAAGAUGUUCGUCGCUACGAAUUGGGAGCUUCUAACUGCAACAAUAUGGAUGGACACGGAAUGGCAUGGUCAUUUUGGGUCAAUACUGCUAUUCAAAACAUGCCUAUUUGAGGGAGACCAUGAACGAUCAUCCUCCGUAGCACUUGGCUCAUUUGUUUCGUGUCAAAGAAAAAACGCGUGUGGGAGCAAAUCGUUGAGAAUUACUCUCUGGUUCGAUAUGAAUAUUUGUCGCAUCUGCUUGAAAACGGGUGAUGAACACUCAGUGCCCAUAUUUUCAAAAACUAUCGAAAUAAACAUUCCAACCUUAAUUGCAACGAGUUGCUCUGUACAACUUUCAGAAAAUGAUGGACUGCCCAGUACAAUUUGUAAAACAUGUUUUGCCGAUAUUCAGUUUUUAUACAAUUUCAUUAGAAACGUGCAAAGAUCCGAUACAAAGCUUCGAGAUAAUCGUAUUUUAACAGACGAAAAUCUAUCGUUCGAGGUAGUGAUUGUCAAAACACAAACUAUUGAUGAAGAAAAAUACGUUCCAGAUGAAGAGGCGGCCGAUUUUUUCUCUAACCAACCUAUCGCAGAUACAAAUACUGAUGGCGAUAAACUUAGCGUGAUCAAAGAAAGAAUAAAGAAAGAAAGUAAGGAAGAUGAUGAGGAGAACGGUAAUAAAUCCCUGGAAACGCAGCAAAUUUUGCAAACAAUAAAACUCGAGAGUGACUAUGAAUCAGAAGUCGAUAAUAAUGAUAACCUCGAUAAGAAAGAGUUGGAAAUGUUCAGAAUUAUUAAUCUGCCUGAGGCCAAUUUUGUAUGCUGCCGAUGCUACCAACAUUUCACAACGCCAACAGAUUAUGAAGCGCAUAUUCAAGAGCAUACGAAGUUUGCCGCCAAAAGAACGGACACGAUUUAUUGUGUAAUAUGUAAGCGAAAGUUUAGAAAUCUCAAGGCAUUGGAUAACCAUAAGACAACAUUUAAACAAUUAUCGAAACUCUAUGAAUGCCUUCAAUGUAAGUCGCGGUUUAUCAGUGAUGUAAGCAGGCGAAAACAUGCUUACAAGCAUCCGAAAACUAUCGAAGACAAGAUGAAAGAAGAAUAUGGCGAAAUACUCUGCUGUGUACAAGGUUGUUCUGAACCCUUUCCGUCAGAAGAACUUCUCAUAAAACACAGUCAGCAAAAUCAUAAAUUGCAUAAAAGGACACACCGUUUGGAAGAUACUUCGCAUAAAUUAGUCGAAUGUCCGGUCUGUUAUAAUAGAUAUGCGACAGAAGCUCUUCUUCGUAGGCAUAGGAAACGUAAUUCGAAACCAUUGGCCCACCAAUGUGCCACUUGUGGACUUAAAUUCCGCACAAGGGACGUUUUGCUAUUCCACGAAAUGAACCACGAAGAACAAAAAUCGUUCCAAUGUGAUGUCUGUAAAAAAUAUUUCUCAGGGAGGAAUGCUUUGAAGGUUCAUUUAAGGAGCCACUCCAACAAAAAACAUUUUGUGUGCCCGACUUGCGGUAUCGGAUUCAACCAGAAAAGUCAACUUAUUACGCAUGGAUAUGAUCAUGGUGAUGCACCACUUCCGUUCGAAUGUGAAGUUUGCAAAAAGUCGUUCAAGCGAAAAACCAGCUUGAUCAAUCAUACUCGGUCGCACACCGGGGAACGGCCGUUCGCGUGUCGACAUUGCUCAGUUGCGUUCUCCAGUUACACUUCUCGACAAUUACAUGAAAUGAUCCAUACUGGCAGUAAACCUUUUAAAUGUACUUAUUGUGAUGAAACAUUCACAAUCAAAAGGCUUAGAAUGGAGCACGAAAGUAAGCACACCGGAAUAAAGCCAUACAAAUGUAGCUUUUGUGAUAAGGGCUUCAUGCGUAAACAAUUCCUAAAGGACCAUGAAACUAUUCAUAGUGGUGUAAAACCAUAUCAAUGCUCAUUGUGCGACAGUAGCUUCAGACAUCAGUCUAAUCUGCGACGUCACUUGACAACUCACAAACGGACUCAGGAAAUUGAUGCCACACCCACAGUAACACCAGAUGUACUGAGGAUUCCACCUACCGGUACAAUAGCUGUGAAGAAUUCCAAGGAAUUUACUUGGGUAUCGGACGGUCAUCAUCAUCUGGUCAUGGCGCAAGGAACGCAGUUCCGAUGUUUCGAUGGAGAAACGGAAGAGUGGGAGCUGUACAAGGAACAGCUCGAACAGUAUUUCGCAGUUAGUAAGGUGGAAGAAGACAUGAAGAAGUCGGUGCUCAUCAAUCACUGUGAUUCAAAGACCUACAAGCUGCUGCGGGAUCUAUGCACGCCAAAGACGCCAGCGGAAAAGACGUAUAAGGAAUUGUGCGAUUUUUUGUCAAAACAUUUCACACCGCCGGUGGUGAGCCCCCGAGUGUGCGAAGAAGAUGAAAGCCUUACAUUCGAGAAGGCGUACGAAAUUGCGGUCAAAUAUGAGACAGAUGAAGUCAAACCAUCGGCAGUUUUUCACAUGGGAAGAGGAAGAAACGAGCGUGGACGAGCAAAGUUAGUGGCAAGAAACUCGUCGCGAGGAAAUGAGCUGCGAUGUUUAGCGUGUAAUCAGCAAGGACAUUUCAAGCGCGACUGUCGAUUCAAGGAGUAUGUUUGCCGGAAGUGUAACAAGCGAGGACAUCUACAAGUCGCGUGCACCGCUAGGGGAAAUUUCUUUGUAGAGGAGCAAGAAGAAGAGCGCCAAGAUUCAUCGAGCGAUGCGAACUUGGAGCAACAUUUCAUUAGUAAGUUAGAAUCAUCCAUUUUAACUAUCGGGAAGCAAGGUUUUACGGAUCCAAUGGAAAUUGAAGUGAAAAUUGGAAAUCGGAUGCACAAGAUGCAAUUAGAUACAGGGGCAGCAAUAUCAGUGAUUUCUUUCGGAUAUUACAAAAGCAGUAUGAGUUCAUAUGGGUUACAACUUACCAACUUGCGUUUGACGGGAUAUAGUGGAGAGCAAUUAACGGUGAGAGGAGUUGUUGAGCCAAGAAUUGUUUAUGGUGGUGUAUCGAAGUUGGUGACAUUCGCAGUAGUUCAAAACGGAGGGCCUCCGUUAUUGGGAAGAAACUUUGUUCGAGCUUUCAACUUAAAGUUCGCGAGUGUUAAUAUGGUACAGGACAAAGUGAAUCAUUCGUUGCAACAGUUGCUAGACAGACAUAAACAAUUGUUCAGUGAAGGUGUCGGCUUGUAUACGCAUAGUACGAUUAAGAUUGAGUUGGAGGAUAACGCUCAACCAAUUUUCCGGAAGGCGAGACCGGUGGCGUACAAGUUCGUUGACAAAGUGGAGUCCGAAUUGGAUGCAUUGGAACGCGAGGGGGUGAUUACAAAAUGCGACAACUCGAAGUGGGGAACCCCGUUGGUACCUGUAUUAAAAGGAGAUGGUAAUGUUCGUCUAUGUGGUGACUACAAAAGCACAGUUAAUCGCCAAGUAAAAGACGUUAUUCACCCGCUGCCAACGGUGGAUGAAGUGUUUAGCAAAUUGAAUGGCGGAAAAAAGUUCAGCAAAUUAGACCUAUCGAAGUGCUACAACCAGUUUGAGCUUGACGAGGAGUCACGUGAGAUCUGCGCUAUUUCAACGAAUAAGGGAGUAUACAAGAUGAAUCGCCUACCAUUUGGAAUACGUCCGGCAUCGGGAAUUGUUCAGCGUGAACUUGAAAAGCUGCUUUGCGGAAUUCCGGGUGUGCAGAACUUUUUAGACGACGUUUUGGUUACGGGGGCUACGGAUGAAGAGCAUUUGAGAAAUCUGGCCAAAGUGUUUGAAGUAUUGGAGAAGGCAGGUCUGAAACUAAACCGAUCAAAAUGCCAGUUCUUCAAAGACAGAGUGACAUACGUGGGACAUGUUAUCAGCGCAGAAGGGCUGAGGAAAACGAAUGAUACUAUCAAAUCUAUUCAGCAAGCACCGCAGCCGAAGAACAUUCAGGAAGUGAGAGCCUUCGCUGGUUUAGUAAACCAUUACGCAAGGUUUGUUAAGAAUAUGGCAGAUAUAAUGAGUCCGAUAUACAUGUUGCUAAAAAAAGGAGCCAAAUUCAUCUGGUCUUCGGAGUGUCAGAUGGCCUUCAAUAGGGUUAAAUCGAAGAUAUGUAGAGAUGUGGUACUUACCCAUUCCAACCCGAAAGCAAAGUUAAUAAUGGUUUGUGAUGCAUCGAUGGAAGGAGUUUCGGCUGUCUUGGUGCAAGCAGAGGAAAAUGGACACGAAAGGCCGGUGGCAUACGCUUCUAGAGUGUUGCAUGCUGCUGAGAGGAAUUAUAGUGUGAUCGAUCGAGAGGGACUAGCGAUUGUGUACGGGCUGAACAAGUUUUUCCAUUAUCUCAUCGGCAACAAAUUUGUUAUCCGUACCGAUCAUAAACCAUUGUUGGCAAUUUUCAAUCCACAUAAGGGCAUACCGGUUAUAGCAGCCAGCCGAAUGCAAAGAUGGGCUAAUUUCCUGGCGGGGUUCAAUUAUCGUAUUGAACACGUCAGUUCCAGAGAGAAUAUAGCGGAUUAUCCAUCAAGGGUGCCACACGAAUCAUGGCAGCUUUGGAAGGAGGAUGAUAGUUACAUAAAUUUCCUUAACAUGGACAGUACCGUCAAAGUUGAUUGCGAAGUGCUACGGAGAGAGACCGAUAAGGAUCCAGAACUAAGUACAGUUAGGAAUUGGUUAAAAACUGGAAGUAGUAAGGAUGGUUCUAUUCGCGAAGCGUUCAAAAGAAUUUCAUCGGAGCUAUCGGUAGAAGGCGAUUUUGUGAUGCGUGGAUUACGAGUGGUGAUACCAAAAAGUCUACGGCGGAUUGUUUUGGAUCAAGUGCAUCGUUCGCACCUAGGAAUUGUCAAGAGCAAAUCAUUAUUAAGGAGUUAUGUGUGGUGGCCAAAUAUCGAUGCUGAACUGGAACAGUUCAUCAAAGACUGUUAUCAAUGUUUGACGAGCCACCCAUCUCCGGAAAAAGCGAAGUUAAUUCCUUGGGAACCUCCACAGAAGAUAUGGGAGAGAGUGCACCUUGAUUUUGCUGGUCCGGUUCAGGGUACAAGUUAUUUAAUUGUUAUCGAUGCAUUGUCGAAAUGGGUAGAGGUGUUCUCAACACAAAAAUGUGAUACCGAGUUUGUGCUAAACAAAAUGAUAGAGUGCAUUUCACGUUUUGGAUUGAUGAAGGAAGUCGUUUGUGACAAUGGGUCGCAGUUCACAGCGGCAAAGUUCAGAAGUUUCUUGGCAGCAAAUGGAGUACAAUUAACGUUGACAAGUCCGGGACAUCCUGCUACAAAUGGCCAAGCAGAGAAUGCGGUUAAAACUUUCAAGGCAUCGCUGUUAAAAUGUCUUGCAGGAAAUAAACCUAAUGUUCAACAGAUAAUUGUUAAUUUUCUGCUCGGUUAUCGCAAUGCUGAACACUGUGUUACAAGAAUGUCACCAGCCAGAAUGAUGAUGGGUAGAGAACUGCGUACUUCGCUGGAUUUAAUGUUUCCUCGUUCGUGGAGAAAAACAUUAGUGGAACAAGAAGCAAGGCAGGCUAUAUUGAAUCAACAACAAUCCCAGGUCAAAAACUAUAAGGGCAAUAGAGAUAUCGAGUUCGAAGUGGAUGACAAAGUAAUUGUACGUGACUACACCAACCCGAAUAAAGCAAGCUGGACACCUGGGACAGUGAUUAGCAAACAGGGAAGGCGUAAUUGGGAGGUGAAGCUGUCCAAGAAUGGUCGAGUAAUCAAGCGCCAUUUGAAUCAAAUGCUUCGAGAUGAACGACAAGUCAAUGCUGAAGGUGUUAUUUUGGAUGAUAAGCAGCGUGAUGAGUUUAAGAACAUGAAGGAUACACGGGUGGCGGAGAACAUCUGGGAUUUGGUACCGGUUAAACGAUCAUCAAUAAAAGAGCAGGAAACACGUGCACAAGUGACAUUACCGGUUGAACAAAUUCAGUCAGAAGACGAGAAUUCGCAGAGUGAAGACGACGAAGUAGUAACAAUCAUGGAUAAAUGUCGCUUAUGUAUGGUGCAAGAAGAAGAGAACUUUAUCAGCAUAUUUUCGAUCAUCAACAACAUAAAUAUUGCCACAACUGUAGCCUCGGCAUGCUCUGUAAUGUUCAUCCUGAAACAAGUUAACAGUAGGAUAUUCAACAUGAGCAUUUGCCGCAUUUGUUUGCAAUGUAAAGGGGAAUCUUUAAUAUCUAUAUUCUCAAACGUCAAUGAUAUUAAUCUUGCAUCCACAAUCACCUCGAGUUGCUCGAUAACGCUGUCAGAGAAUGAUGGACUUCCAAAUUUAAUAUGCGAAUCAUGUGUUCGCGAUGUUGAAGCUGUGGGUGCAUUUGUCGGAAAAGUUCGGGAUUCUGACGCAAAGCUACGCAGUGAUAAACUUCUGAAUGAUGAAAAGUUAUCAUUCGAGAUGAUCAUUGUCAAGCUGGAAGAAGAUGAGGCACAACGUGUUAUUAGCGAUGAUGGCCUGGAACAUAAUUCCGCUGCAUCGAUAAAUGCAACGGAUUCAGAUGAUGAUAAGUUAAGUACCAUCAAGGCCAGGGUUGAAUUAACUAGGAAAAGUAAUACUUCAAAAGUAACUAGCAAAAAUGGGAAAAGAAACAAGAUAGAUGAUAAAAAGUCAAUCGCUAAGAUAAAGUUCAAAAGAAAACGAAAAGUGAAACUUGAAAGUGGCGAUGAAUCGGAAGUGGCAGAUAACAAUGAUACCUUAGAUGAGAAGGAGCUUGAGAUGUUUGAUAUUAUUAUACUACCAGAAGCAAAUUUUGUGUGCUGUUGUUGUCGUCAGAAUUUCAAAGCCCAAGAAGAUCUUGAUUCACAUGUCGAAGUCCAUAAAAAAUUCUUAGUAAAGAGAACAGACACCAUACAUUGCGAAAUAUGCAAACGAAGAUUUAUCAAGCACAAAGCAUUGGACAAUCACAGAAGGAUAUGGAAGCAUGUUACUAAGCUCUUCGAGUGUCGGAAGUGUAAAUCUCGUUUCAUAAGUGCUGUCAGUAGACGGAAACAUGCCUAUAAACAUCCCAAAACGAUCGAAGAUAAAAUGAAACAGGAGUACGGUGAGAUAAUAUGCUGUGUUCAGCGUUGCUCCAAAUCAUUUCCCUCGGAAGAGCUGCUGAUUAAGCAUAGUCUCGAAACUCAUAAGUUGGACAAGCAGUUGAGCAAACCGGAAGAAGAUGAUCAAAGACAGGCCGAAUGUCCGGUAUGCUUCAAGAGGUUUGCCUCCGAACGAUUACUUAGAAUUCAUCGUAAAAGAAACUCGAAGCCCUUAAGCCACCAGUGCACAACGUGCGGACUCAAAUUCCGUUCCAAGGAUGUCUUGUUAUUCCAUGAAUCGAAUCACGCCGAUCAAAAGCCUUUUCAAUGCGAUGUCUGCAAUAAGUAUUUUUCAAGUAGAAGUGCUUUAAAGGUUCACCAACGGCACCAUUCCAACGAGAAACCAUUCGUGUGUGGUACGUGCGGUGCGGGAUUCUACCAAAAGGUUCAGCUCACCUCGCACGAGUACGACCAUGGGAAUGUGCCGUUACCGUUCAAGUGUGAAGUAUGCGGCAAAUCAUUCAAGAUCAAGAAAGGACUAAUCACGCACAUGCGAUCGCACACUGGCGAACGGCCAUACCCGUGUCGGCACUGUUCGAUGUCAUUCGCCAGCUACCCCAUUCGGCGGAUGCAUGAAAUGACACACAGUGAUAUCAAACCAUUUAAAUGCUCUUACUGUGAUAGAACAUUCACUCUCAAACGAUUACAAUUGGAGCAUGAAUGCAAACAUACUGGGAUAAAACCAUUCAAGUGCAACUUUUGCGAUAAAUCGUUCAUACGUAAGCAGUUCCAGGUCGAUCACGAAAGCACUCAUACCGGUGUUAAACCUUAUCGCUGUGAUAAGUGCAAUUGUAGUUAUAGCCACAAGAGCAAUCUUAAUCGCCAUAUGGAGACGCAUCAAUCGGCAUCAGACAGUGCAGACGUUGCAUCAGUAAUGCCUACGGUGUUACCUCUAUUACCUGACAACGCGGUUGGCAUAAGCUCAGAAAUAUCCUCAACUCCUACCGCCCCAACGGGUAAUGUUGGUGAAUUUGGACAGUAGGAUUCUCGAAUAUACUUAAU